AUGGCGUCUUACAUAGAGAUUACAAUUCCUAUUCUACAAUUAAGUCUUGUUGUUACAACAGAAAUUGCCUUCAUAUUAGGACUUAUGACACACGUCUUCAUCAUAACUGUCUAUGUUAUGGAUUGGAGGAAAGGAAGAACCAUGUCCACGUCUGACCAAGUCAUCAUCUCCGUCAUGAUAUCCAGGAUGAUUCUACAAUCUCUUCUCCAGCUGAGACUAUUCUGGGAAUUAUUCUGUACAAUGUGUUCUCCUAUAUAUGACUUGGUUAUAAAAAUAUUUUUUUUCGGUGCUAUGUUUUCCUCCAUCUGGUUGUCCACUCUACUCGGCGUCGUCUUCUAUCUGAAGAUCUCCAAUAUUCACAGUGUCUUCUUCUUACAGAUGAGGAGACUAUUUUCAAAGAGGAUCCUAUGCAUUAUUAUGGCUUCUCUACUGGUUUCCAUUGGCCAAACCUUAGUGAACCAUUUUUGUACACAAUUCCUUUCUUUCCCAAAUUCAACACAAAUAAUACAGCCGAUUCAUGAAAUCUAUGCUGUGUUCUAUAUAAGCACAUUCAGCCCAUUGCUUAUAUUUUUGUUGUCCUCGCUGUUUCUUAUCACCUCUCUGUACCUUCACAUCAGACACAUGAGAUGUAAUAGGAAUGUGACCAGCAAUCUGGAUCCCUAUUAUAGGAUCAUUAAGUACACGACUGGUUCCAUCUUUAUCUCUCUAAUAUGUGUCAUCCUCUUUGUAGUGGCAGAGAGGUUCCAUAAGAUGUUUGGUUUUCUAUUCUUUACUUCUGCUUGGAUCAUCUUUGGAACGUUACAGUCAAUGUUACUGAUCUAUGUAACACCUAAGCUGAAGAAUCCAUUGUCCAGGAUCCUCAAGUCCUUAUCCAACUGCUGGAUGAAGAGAGAAGAACCUGGAGAUUUAGAGAUGACUGUCACUACUGGAUAUGUGAAUGGUGUCUCCAAGCUUUAG
Molecule: messenger RNA, 957 nt
Organism: Hyla sarda
Lineage: Eukaryota; Metazoa; Chordata; Amphibia; Anura; Hylidae
Product: taste receptor type 2 member 4-like
Exons: 1
Coding region: 1-957 (318 amino acids)
Biological process (GO): sensory perception of taste; G protein-coupled receptor signaling pathway; detection of chemical stimulus involved in sensory perception of bitter taste
Cellular component (GO): membrane
Molecular function (GO): bitter taste receptor activity; G protein-coupled receptor activity
Source: RefSeq, a predicted model, not a curated record